GUUUUUUUUAUAAACAUAGUUACAAAAUUUGUUCUCUUCGUUGUAAAUCAGUUGCCAGUACGGAGGCGCUUUUUUUAGCACGUGAAAAUUUAUUUUUUAAAACGUGAAUUAAUUAUUGAGCACGUCAGUUUAAUUCCAUAAAGGUUCUGUGUUAAAAAAUGCCAUCUGAUGCAAAAAAACGCGAUGCUCAACGCAAAAAGGAUGCCAAAAAUAAAAAAAUCCAGCAGGUUUCUUCGUCUAAAAAGGGAAUAGCAGUAAACGGCACUAAUGGCGUAACUGAAACUCGUGAAAUGACUGAAGAAGAGAAAUUGUGCGCCAAAUUGGAAGAAGAAGCCAGGAUUAGCGCUGAAGCUCGCUCCUGUACUGGUUCAUCGGCAGUGCAUCCACGCUCUCGAGAUAUUAAAAUGGCUAACUUUUCCAUAACAUUUUUUGGAUCUGAACUUUUGCAGGAUACUAUGCUUGAGCUAAAUUGUGGGCGACGUUAUGGCUUAAUUGGUCUAAAUGGUUGUGGUAAAUCUUCGUUACUAUCUGUGCUUGGUUAUCGUGAAGUCCCCAUACCAGACCAUAUAGACAUAUUCCACUUAACACGCGAAAUACCUGCUAGUACCAAAAGUGCAUUAGAGUGUGUUAUGGAAGUGGAUGAAGAACGUAUUAAACUUGAAAAACUCGCUGAAGAGUUAGCAAUGAGCGAAGAUGACGAUGCACAAGAGCAACUGAUUGACAUAUACGAGCGCUUAGAUGAUAUGUCUGCAGAUCAAGCUGAAGCUAAGGCGGCCCGGAUAUUGCAUGGUCUUGGCUUCGAUAAAGCUAUGCAGCAAAAACAAGCUAAAGACUUUUCAGGCGGUUGGCGUAUGAGAAUUGCUUUAGCACGCGCUCUGUUUGUCAAACCUCAUUUAUUGUUACUUGACGAACCUACAAAUCAUUUGGAUUUGGAUGCAUGUGUAUGGCUUGAAGAAGAACUUAAAACAUAUAAACGUAUACUUGUACUUAUAUCGCAUUCUCAAGAUUUCCUCAAUGGUGUCUGUACUAAUAUUAUUCAUAUGACCAAAAAGCGACUUAAAUAUUAUACCGGCAAUUAUGAGGCAUUUGUACGCACAAGAAUGGAAUUAUUAGAAAACCAAAUGAAGCAAUAUAAUUGGGAGCAAGAUCAAAUAGCACAUAUGAAGAAUUAUAUUGCAAGAUUUGGUCAUGGUUCUGCAAAACUGGCACGUCAAGCACAAUCAAAGGAAAAAACUUUAGCUAAGAUGGUGGCCCAAGGUUUGACAGAGAAAGUAACAGAUGAUAAAAUAUUAAACUUCUAUUUCCCAUCAUGUGGUAAAGUGCCACCACCCGUAAUAAUGGUGCAGAACGUUAAUUUCCGUUAUAAUGAAACCACGCCAUGGAUUUAUAAAAAUCUUGAAUUUGGUAUCGAUUUAGAUACUCGUUUAGCUUUGGUUGGUCCUAAUGGUGCUGGCAAAUCGACCUUACUUAAAUUGUUAUAUGGUGAUUUAGUUCCAACAUCAGGCAUGAUACGUAAAAAUUCACAUUUACGUAUUGCACGCUACCAUCAACAUUUACAUGAAUUACUGGAUCUGGAUGCUAGUCCACUGGAGUAUAUGAUGCGUGCUUUUCCUGACGUUAAGGAAAAAGAGGAAAUGCGUAAAAUUAUUGGUCGAUAUGGACUGACAGGCAGACAACAAGUAUGUCCCAUUAGACAGUUAUCAGAUGGUCAACGUUGCCGUGUAGUAUUUGCCUGGUUAGCUUGGCAAGUUCCACAUUUAUUGCUACUCGAUGAACCUACUAAUCAUUUGGAUAUGGAAACUAUUGAUGCUUUAGCGGACGCAAUUAAUGACUUCGAUGGUGGAAUGGUGUUAGUUAGUCACGAUUUUCGUCUGAUUAAUCAGGUUGCCGAAGCAAUUUGGAUCUGUGAGAAUGAGACAGUAACUAAAUGGAAUGGUAACAUUCUAGAUUACAAGGAUCAUCUCAAAAAUAAAAUCUCAGACGAAAAUGAUCGAAAGAAGAAAUAAGUAUUUUUAUUUAAAGAAAUUAGUUACACGAAUUUGCAAAUUAUUAAUUUGAACUUAUAUUCUUUAUGGUAAUAGAUAAACUAUUUAAAUUAUAUACAAAUUUUUGUGAUUUAGCAAAUAUUUAUUAUUGUAUUUUCUUUAAACUAUAAAACAUUAGAAGGCACACAAA
Molecule: messenger RNA, 2175 nt
Organism: Teleopsis dalmanni
Lineage: Eukaryota; Metazoa; Arthropoda; Insecta; Diptera; Diopsidae
Product: ATP-binding cassette sub-family F member 2
Exons: 5
Coding region: 159-2006 (615 amino acids)
Molecular function (GO): ATP binding; ATP hydrolysis activity
Source: RefSeq, a predicted model, not a curated record